Messenger RNA from Lemur catta (Ring-tailed lemur), 3410 nucleotides. RefSeq names its product CD28 molecule (gene CD28). The record is from RefSeq and is a predicted model, not a curated record. Bases 149 to 814 code for a protein of 221 amino acids. Gene Ontology annotation, cellular component: external side of plasma membrane; membrane. Gene Ontology annotation, biological process: positive regulation of T cell proliferation; T cell activation; T cell costimulation. Lineage: Eukaryota; Metazoa; Chordata; Mammalia; Primates; Lemuridae. The transcript has 4 exons.
AUCAUGUACCCCUAAGGGAAGUAAGUUGGCGGUGACCGUAGAUGACGGAUGACAGAGCCUGUCAGCCUUGGCAGGUGCGUCUUCAGUUCACCUCACACUUUGGGCUCCUCAGAAGGAAGGGCUGGAGCCCUCGCCCACUGUUAGGACAAUGAUGAUCAGGCUGCUCUUGGCUCUCAACUUAUUUCCCUCAUUUCAAGUAACAGGAAACAAGAUUUUGGUGAAGCAGUCACCCAUGCUUGUGGUGUAUAACAAUUUGGUCAACCUUAGCUGCAAGUAUACCUAUAACCUCUUCUCAAAGGAGUUCCGGGCCUCCCUGUAUAAAGGAGUCGACAGUGCCGUGGAAGUCUGUGUUGUGUAUGGGAAUUACUCCCAUCAGCUUCAGUUUCACUCAAACACGGGGUUCAACUGUGAUGGGAAAUUGGGCAACGAAUCAGUGACAUUCUACCUCCGGGAUUUGUACGUUAACCAAACAGAUAUUUACUUCUGCAAAAUCGAGGUCAUGUAUCCUCCUCCUUACCUAGACAACGAGAAGAGCAAUGGAACCAUUAUCCAUGUGAAAGAGAAAUAUUUUUGUCCAGAACCCCAAUUUCCUGAGUCUUCUAAGCCCUUCUGGGCACUGGUGGUGGUCGGUGGAAUCCUGGCUUUCUAUAGCUUGCUGGUGACAGUGGCCCUUUGCACUUGCUGGAUGAGGAGUAGGAGGAGCAGGCUCCUUCAGAGUGACUACAUGAACAUGACUCCGCGGCGGCCCGGGCCCACCCGCAAACACUACCAGCCCUACGCCCCGGCCCGCGACUUUGCGGCCUACCGCUCCUGACACGGACGCCUAUCCAGAAGCCCGCCGGCUGGCACCCCCCACCUGCUCAACGCCACUGCUCUGGAUAGGAAAGGACCGCCUCAUCGUCAGCCGGCCACCUCGGGCCCCUGUGAGGCCACCAAUGCCAAGUGUUCUUGAGCGACUGGACCAAAUGUCAAGACCAUUUGGAAACUCUGAAAUGAAGUUGAAGACAUUUCCUGUGGCAGGGCAGGUCUUGCAGUGCCACAACCCAGGUUCAAACUUACCACGUAUUAUUGGCUUGACUGAGAAGCCAGGGUAGAAAACACAAAGUGAGUGGAUUCUGUUAGCCUUGAAAUCUGCUUCCAAACUGCUGGCUGAGCCUGUUUCCUUUCCCACUCAUCUGCACAUCUCAGUCUAGCAAAGUGUGAUAUCCACGGACGUUUUACACGGAGAAGUAAGGCCAGAAAAUCAUUCCUUUUGGUUAAAUGGGUGUUUAGGGUGGGAACAGCUUAGAGUAGGGGGAGGGGGAGGGAGACUUGAGUAUUUUAAAAACCAUUAAAACACUGUCUCCUUCUCAUGAAAUGAGCCAUUUAGUUCCUAUUUAAUGUUUUCCUUUUAGUUUAGAAGGAUGUAUAGACAUUGUCUUUGAGGAAUUUUGACCAUAUUUAGUUAUUCUGAGCGAUGGAAUCCCCUCAAAGUAAUACCAGGCAAAUCGACUUGCUUUUCUCAUUCCCUGUGAUAGUAAUUCAGUGUUAAUGUUCACAGUAUGAUUUCAAAAGAAUGAAAUAGUUCUCCCACACCAAUGAAGAAUGUGUCAGAAAAUAAGGUCACUUUAGGUCAAAAUUAUUUGAAUACUAGGAAAGAUUAUUUGUUUAGCAGCUCAUCCCAGUUAAACCAUGUUAUGGCUUUGCUGUUCCAUACGUUUCAGGUUCGCACAGUUGGUCUCUCUAUUGUGUGUGUGGAGAUCUGAAGUGGGUUGCUGAAAGAGCAGCCAGAGAAGUGAGGAUACUGUGAAAAGGGACGUUAGCAUUGGUGAGAGUGUGAGGGAUGAGUCCCAGAAAGCUUCUUCUGGAGGAGGGAGAAUAGAAGGGAAUGAUGAAAUUCUUGCCAUGUGCUGAGGAGGUGGAUGGCAUGGGGUGACAGCUUUCCAGAAGGCAUCAGGCAGAAGGAGCCCUGGUGAGAGCUCCUUUACAGGGACUUGAAAUGCUUUAGGGAUCAGAGCUCCAAAACUCUGGAUUCAGCUGCCCCGGUACCCUAGAGGGUCCACUGACAUGGGAAAGUAUUUUGGAGUGAGUUUUUUGAGACAGAGUAAAAGUUCUCAAGAGACUCUGCAAGGCCUGACCCUGGAAUGACCAUGGAUAUUUUUCUGCCUCCAGUUUGGAUCAACUGGAAUAUGCCCAGGGACCUUGAAGAAUGGCUCUACUGCUGUCUUUGCAAUGUUGCUCAGUGCUUCAGUUAAUUCAGGUGUUGGAGGAGCCUAGUUUUGAGAGGCAGAUAGACUUGGUUCAAGUCCCAUUACUAGUUGAAUGGCCUCAGGCAAGUCACCGCAGAUCUAAGACUAUGGUUCUUCAACUACAAAGUGGAGAAAAUGAUCACAAAGGUCUGUUCCUAUGCUAAAAAUCUCCAUGAGGCCAUGGCCCAAGUCUUUGUCUCUGCUUGUCCCUGGCAUUUAGUAUCAUGCCUGUCAUAUAAUGUUAGCUAUUAUUAUGAUUACCAUGUAGAUAAAAAAUUAGGUAAAAAAAUUCAACUGGGCAAUGACUUAAGAAGGGAGGGAAUAUUGUAACACAAAUUUAAACCCACUACUUGGGGAUGAGGUGCUAUAAUAUAUGAGAACCUCUUAACUGCCACCAUUUUCCUGUUUCUUGGAGUAUUUUAUCCUGUAAUGAAAUAUACGGCAUUCCCCUUCCCCAUUUUUAAUGUAUAUGAAGAAGCCUUUUAACUGUUUAUUUUUUUAAAUGUGGGGAGGAGGUAAGGGAUAGGCAUCUUAUGAUUCCAGACAACAAAUUUUGUACUCUGGUUGAUUUUUAAAUGGACUUCCAUUGCAUGAUUUAAUCAAUCCAAAGAAGGUCAAACUCAGCAGUGCCUGAGUAACAAGGACUGUUGAAUUUACACUGGCACUUGUGCCACUUGCUGGCUUCUUGGUACCCAAAGUUCUUCAAUCCAGCUUAUCAGAUUGUAUUUGAAAAUGACAGAGCUGGAGAAGUUUUAGAGAGGGCAGUAGCAAAUAAAUAAAUUUUUUAAAAAUGGAAAGAUUUAAUCUAAUGUAAUAAAUGGUUCUAUUUUCUAACUGGAACAGUAGGUUUACUAAAGAUGAAUCAUACUUGAGAUUUUUCUUACUCACUCUGAACAGAAACAAAGUAGAAAUGUUAUAUAGGGAAGGACGUUUUCACUAUUAGUAUGAACCAAGAAAUGGCUUAAAAACAGUGGUUGGAGCAAAGGUUUUAUAGUUUCAGAUAUGGUAAUUAUGAAGAAAACAAUGUCAUUUGCUGCUAUUAUUGUAAAAGUCUUAUAAUUAAUGGUAUUCCUGUAAUUUUUGAUUGUGAGCUUACUAUUUUGGGCUAAGCAUGCCAAUUUAAAGAGACCAAGUGUACAUUAUGUUCUAUGUAUUCUGUGAUAAAAUUACUAAACUACCAUA